AUGUACUCGUGGGCGUCGAACCUGCGGAAGCAUCUGAAGAUGGGUUGCGGCAUGGUCACCUUCGAGACGCACUUCUCCUGCCAGUACUGCCCCUAUAGGUCGAGGAUCGAGGCGAGCUUUCUCAAGCACCUUCUCUCGGUGCACAACAUCAAACGAGCUGGCUUUUGUGUUUCAGGUUCGUUUGUUGUCUGGGAGGACUAUCAGGCUACCAGAUCCAGCAACUGUACUGACCGCAAGUUCAGGUUUAAGAAUGUUGACCAAUUCGCUUUGCAAGGUAGGUAUAAGUGCUCCAAGUGCGCGAAGUCGUACCGAUGGAAGCAUCACCUUGUGGAACAUGUCAAAGGCUUCUGCGGCCAGAAGAAGGCAGAGUGCUGUCCGUUCUGCAGCUACAAGAGCAACCGCAAGUGGAAUCUGAAGUCGCAUAUGAAGAGGAUCCAUGCGAGUGUAUAAGAAACGAAAUCAUAUUAUUGUGAAAAAUUUUAAAAUAUAUUAUUGACUUACGGUGAUUUACAAUACAUGUCUCCUUGAUGUUCUUCAAUAAAAUUGUUUGUUUUCUCAAAUCUCUCGAUUAUCAUUUGUAGCCUGGAAUUAGUCAAAUCUAUAAUUUGUAUUUUUAACGCUAUUCCUGAAAAAUCAAGUCCUCGAAGACGAAAGAUGUACAGUUCUUCCAGAAGAUUCGUAUGCUCUGUUUAAUCAUCUCAAUUUUGUUUUCAUUUACCUUCAAUAUCUUUCGAUUAUUCUAUUUUACAAUUUUAUUUAUAAUUUUUCUUUGUGGACGGAAAUACAAAAAGGAAGUAGAAAGGAAGCUCUAUCGAACUUGUUUCAUCCAAGUGCUGAAUCUGUAUAUUUUAUUUGUGUCUCUUUCAUGUUUCAGGACCAUUCAUUUACGAGACUUGUUAUCAAAGUAUGCCGAAGUCGCAAAUGUUUGUACGCAAUUCGGAACAGGUGAUGAGAGCCAUUGACGCUGUCGCCAGUGGGAUGUCUUUGAGGAAGGCCGCGAAAAUCUACUCUAUAUCCAAAUCAGUUCUACAUCGAUACUACAAACUGGGCAUUCCACUGCGAUCGAUUUACACGAAGAAAUACGAAACAUUUACGAAUUAUUAAUGCUCAAAGGAUAUUGUGAUUCUCUAAGUGUCAUUAGAAAAUUCUUUAAAGAGUUGUUUAAUUAAAAAAUAUCAAGAAGUUUUUUUUUUAUUGACAACAUUAUUAUUAUUAUUAAUUAUAUUUCUACCUCUUAUACAGUGGAAUUGUGUUGUAUAUUAAAUUUAUAUUACUGUAUGAAUUAUAUGAUGUUUGUUAAAUGUUAAUGAUUUUUGUAAAUGAUAAGUAUCGAUAACAUAAUUGAAGGGUGUACAGGACAUUACAGGACAUUUUUAAUUAUAAUUAUUUUAUAAAUAUUAUUUUAUCAUUAAUAUACAUAAAAAAAUAUCAUAAUUCUACAAUUACUUACAAUUAUUUAAUAUUAUAAUUCUAUUGUUUAAUAUUAUAUAACAAAUAAUAAUUGACAAAGAAAUUUUGGGGAAUAAAGACUUGUAAAUACUUAAAAAUAUUAA
Molecule: messenger RNA, 1553 nt
Organism: Monomorium pharaonis (pharaoh ant)
Lineage: Eukaryota; Metazoa; Arthropoda; Insecta; Hymenoptera; Formicidae
Product: zinc finger E-box-binding homeobox 1-like
Exons: 2
Coding region: 1-450 (149 amino acids)
Source: RefSeq, a predicted model, not a curated record